Messenger RNA from Racocetra fulgida, 735 nucleotides. NCBI's taxonomy places the organism in Eukaryota, Fungi, Glomeromycota, Glomeromycetes, Diversisporales, Gigasporaceae. The record is from the annotation of a GenBank genome assembly.
AUGAGAGAGAAUUUAGUUGACCGGACAGGGAAGCGAGUAACAUUUGAAAAAACUCUGCCUUUUAAAAAAGCAUUGGAAAAAAUAAAUAAUAACCCUAAACUAUUUUAUGGCCCAUUUGAAACUUAUAAGAGCGCUGCAAAACUCGGUCGCCAUUUUUAUUUUCUAGGAAAAGAAAAAGAGAAAUUUUACCAACUUCUCAUUCCCGACAAUCACCCCGCCUUGGCUUUAUUUCCUAAAUUCAGUUACUUAAAUUACCAAAGACUUUGCUACAUUGAGGGAGCCGAAAAUAUUCCCCUAGAAAAAAAUUCUCUUGAAUACGCUGGUAAUGAAUACAAUAAAUAUCAUAAAUUACUUAAAAAAACUUUUUAUAAUAGUUUGACCAAAAAAUUAAUGAAAAAAACCGAAGUAGAAAUUGUCGAAACGAAUUCGCAAAAAAUUAUUUUCAAAACCACUUAUUCCUGGGCCUUUUGUUUAGGUGCUAAUCAAGAAAAUAAAUUUAAGCAUUAUUCUCUGCCGGCUAAUGCCCUUAACGGCCAAAAAUUACAAAAAAUAGUCCCUAAUUAUGAUUUUUCAGCGACCAUUACUAAUGUUCCGACAAUUGACAUCAAAUUCCCCUCUCUUCGUGAUUACCAACUAGCGGAUGUCAAAUUUCUCAGCCGGUUAAAAAGUGUAGCAAUUUUUAGUGAAAUGCGAACCGGCAAAACACCGAUUUCCUUAAUGACCUUUCAGCAAUGA